Messenger RNA from Zea mays, 2434 nucleotides. Its product is annotated as ribosome biogenesis protein BOP1 homolog. The record is from RefSeq and is marked validated. Gene Ontology annotation, molecular function: protein binding; ribonucleoprotein complex binding. NCBI's taxonomy places the organism in Eukaryota, Viridiplantae, Streptophyta, Magnoliopsida, Poales, Poaceae. The transcript is spliced from 17 exons. The coding region runs from base 18 to 2057 and encodes 679 amino acids. Gene Ontology annotation, biological process: maturation of LSU-rRNA from tricistronic rRNA transcript (SSU-rRNA, 5.8S rRNA, LSU-rRNA); ribosome biogenesis. Gene Ontology annotation, cellular component: preribosome, large subunit precursor; PeBoW complex.
GCCUUCAGACGCCUAAAAUGGGUCACAACGACGGAGAGCACGAGCACGAGGGCGACGACCUCUCCGCUGACGACUCUUCGUGGAGCGACGGCGUCUGGUCCGAGGACGACGAUGAGGAGACGUUGUCGUUUGAGGAUAGCGGCUCCGGCUCCGACGGUGAGUCCCACGAGGCUGCGGUGGCGGAAGAGAGCGACUCUUCGGAGGAUGAGGUGGCGCCAAGGAAUACCGUGGGAGACGUGCCUCUUGAGUGGUACAAAGACGAAGAGCACAUUGGGUAUGACAUCGAUGGGAGGAAGAUCAAGAAACGUGAUAGGGAGGGGCGCAUUGAAGCCUACCUCAGGAACGCAGAUGAUGCCAAGAAUUGGAGAAAGAUCUAUGAUGAGUAUAAUGACGAGGAGGUUCAGAUUACAAAGGAUGAGGCUAAGAUAAUUAGUAGAUUGUUAAAGGGAAAGACUCCACAUACCAAUGUUGAUCCAUAUCCAGAUUAUGUUGAUUGGUUUGAAUACGAGGAUAAAGGUCAUCCUCUUUCUAAUGCCCCUGAGCCAAAGAGGCGAUUUGUACCUUCAAAGUGGGAGCAGAAGAAGGUUGUUAAACUUGUAAGAGCCAUUCGCAAUGGAUGGAUAAAGUUUGACAAGCCCAAGGAGGAACAAAACUUGUAUUUAUUAUGGGGAGAUGAAACUGAUACAACAGAUAAUAAGCGGCAUGGCUUGAGCUACAUUCCUCCUCCUAAACCUAAGUUACCAGGUCAUGAAGAGUCAUACAAUCCUUCUGUUGAAUACAUUCCUACACAAGAGGAAAUAGAUUCAUACCAGCUUAUGUAUGAGGAGGAUCGCCCAAAGUUCAUUCCGAAACGAUUUGAGUGCCUUCGAAGUGUACCUGCAUAUGAGAAGGCGUUGAGGGAAGGUUUUGAUCGGUGUCUAGAUCUUUAUCUAUGCCCUAGAACCCGCAAAAAGCGUAUAAAUAUUGAUCCUGAGUCACUCAAGCCCAAGUUACCAAGUAAAAAGGAUUUGAGGCCAUACCCGAAAACUUGUUACCUUGAGUUCAAGGGCCAUAUGAGUCCUGUGAAAUCCAUUUCGGUCGAAAUUACAGGGCAGUGGCUUGCAUCUGGUUCUUGUGAUGGUACAAUUCGUGUCUGGGAGGUUGAAACUGGUCGCUGUCUUAAAGUUUGGGAUGUUGGAGGUGAUGUCCGUCAUAUUGCCUGGAAUCCUUCACCUGACAGGCCUAUUCUUGCUGCUGUCGUUGGACAUGACCUACUACUUAUUAAUGCUGAGGUGGGGAGUGAAGAAAUGCAAACGAUGGUAAAAGAUCUGCUCAAGGUUGAUGAAAUGGCUCUUCAAGAUGACACUGAUGACAAGAAACCAGCUGUGAGGUGGUUGAAGCAUGACAAACUUGAUGGGAUCACCUUAGUUCAUCAAAAGGCCGUGUCAAAUGUGGAGUGGCAUUACAAGGGAGAUUACUUCACCACAGUUGUGCCAACUGGUGAUACGAGAGCUGUAUUGUUGCAUCAGCUCACGAAAAAGCACUCGCACCAUCCUUUCCGUAAAAUGCCAGGCCUUCCUGUUGCUGCAACAUUCCAUCCAAGUCAGAAGAUGUUCUUUGUUGCUACUAAGAAAUUUGUUCAGAUUUAUGAUCUCCAAAAAGCGCAGUUGGUAAAGAAGCUGGAGUCAGGUCUUCGCGAGAUUUCCUCCAUCUCGAUUCAUCCUGGUGGUGAUAAUGUUAUUGUCGGAAGCAGAGAUGGAAAAUUAUGCUGGUUUGAUACUGAUCUAUCUACCAGACCAUACAAGACUCUAAAGAUCCAUUCUAAAGAUGUUACCAGUGUUGCCUUUCACCGAAAGUACCCUCUUUUUGCCUCAUCCUCCGAGGAUUGUACUGCCUAUGUAUGUCAUGGAAUGGUCUAUUCUGAUCUUAACCAGAACCCACUUAUUGUACCAUUGGGAAUUCUUCGUGGCCAUUCUAGUUCGGAUGGAAGAGGGGUUUUGGACUGCAAGUUCCACCCUAAACAACCAUGGUUGUUCACUGCUGGCGCUGACUCUGUGAUUAGAUUAUACUGCGACUAAGCAUUCCUCCAAGGAUUCAUGAUUUUGCCAAGCAAUAUGACGUGUAGCCUUUUGUUGGGCCUCAGUAUGGUGAUGAUUGCUAUAUUCUGGUAUGAAGUUGGAUUGGUACACAUGUAUGAAGCCAAGAGUGGUGGAUCUUUUGUUAUGGGGUCAUGGCUGCUCUGGAAAGGAACAUUCAAACAGCGGGUAGGGUGUUUAAUCAAUGUCAACGGUUUGCCAGCAAGUGAAAAUUUUCAAAUGUUCAGUACAGCCACAGAGGCCUUAGAGUAGUGGUUAUGUUCUUUAGAUGUGAGACUUUAGACGCUUAUUUUGGUGAUUUUGUAAUGUCACCUAUCUUGUACCAUGAAUCUUGUAAUACUAAAAAUACUUUUCGCCAA